AUGGCACGUCUUAUUUUCAUAUCAUUACUUGUAUCAUUAAGCUUGGCGGCUUCUACUUUCCAGCUUGAAGAAGUUGAAAAAGUGCCAAUUUAUCGUAUGAAAGACGUCACAAUCGAAAGCAAAGAAGACCCAAACAGCCAAGAAAUGUGGGUCGUCGGACAUUUCCAAUCAGACAAAAUCAUUGUUAAAGAAGGUCGAUUUGGAGACAGAAAAAGAGAAGGGGAAGGUGCAGACGGCUACUGGGUACAAGUUUUCACAUUUAUUAGUGGAGCUAGAGUUGGAGAAACUACACCUGUAGAGUUUUGGUACUUAAAGCCACACUUCGCUGAACAGUACUUUAAUGACCCUAAUGCCUAUGCUGAAGUUCAUGGAAAAACACCGAAAAUCAAGAUUAUUGAGUUUGAGGUAAAGGCAAGUGAAGACACUGAAAAAGCUGCUGAAAAAGCUACUGAAAAGCCAGAUCUUUAG
Molecule: messenger RNA, 468 nt
Organism: Blepharisma stoltei
Lineage: Eukaryota; Ciliophora; Heterotrichea; Heterotrichida; Blepharismidae
Source: the annotation of a GenBank genome assembly